CGCCUCGUCUUCUUCCAUCCUCCCUCCACAUUUACCCAGGCCGCUGCUGAUCGGCCGGCCUUCCACCCUUUCUCCUUUCUGUCUCUCCUCCCUCCCGCCUGGAAGCCACAGCUUCCUUUGACGGCGCACCACAACCAUCGCGACCUCGCACACGAUGCAACGGGCAGGAGAAUGUUGAUUUCGUGGGGUUUGGGUUUCAAGACCCUUUUACUGGGACUCGCAGCCGUGGCCGUGGGCAGGCAGUCCUCGUCGUCUGUCUCAGGUCACAGCGCACAACAACAACAACAACAACAACCAUUAUUAGGGCAACUUUCAAGGACAGUGGGCGAGAAGCAAGCUCAUGCAGCCGCCAACAGUUUUGGGGAGCCACUACGCCAGCGUCCAAUAUCGAGACAAGCUCGCGCCCGCAGAUCUCGCGCUGGAGAUGGAGUCGGCUCAGCCGCGAGAGCUCAAAGACGGAAAAGACAGGAAGAUGGCCCAAGUAGUGGCGAGGCCUCGCCAGCUGCACCGACGCCACAGCCUCCUUCUUGUGGAGGAAACGAUACCACGGCCCCACCAUGUCCGCCGCCCCUCUCAUGCUUCCCCGCGGGUGACGAAGUUGUCCAGUAUUGUGGCGGCGGCUUCAGGUACUGCGUUUCGGCGAGCGGAGAAGCAGGGUGUUACACGAACAAUGCCACCGAGUGUGAUGCUAGCGGCUGCUCUCUACCAGCUCUUCCAUCAUCCUCAACCGUGGCUACGCCGGCUUCGAGCCCAGCCAUAUUCGCCGUCACUCAGACCGUCACGAGCACGGUCACUUCUUUUACCGGCACACCAGAGACGAGCGUGGCCAUCACAACGAGGACAGAAGUCCUCACAUACCUCAACCCAACGCAGCAAACACAGACAUCUACCGUCACAGCCACGGCUUUCUCUAGACGGGCGAGAGGAAUCCGAAACAUAUUAUCAGGGGCGACUACACCAGCAACGUCUCCACAAUCUAUAUACGAGCCAGCUGUUACUAGGCGAGCCGAGCCCAACGCCGUGCCCGGGCGGUUUCUCAGAGCCAAAGGCGAGGCAGAGAAGAGAGAUGAAGGGACUACCACGUCCACUGUCACCACAACAGUGUUUACGAGGAGCCUCCUCAUUACGACCAUUACGAACACUGUCUUCUCGACAACGCUUGUGGCGCCUAAUGCCGUCACGACUGUCUUUGUCACAACAACCAUUACCGUGCCUGCGUCAAGCACGGUACCAACAAGCACGCAGGCAACGUCCAGUGCCACAUCAUCAAAUCCAACAACGCCAGUACCGCCACCUCCCAGCGGGCCAACAUCAGAAAUUCCGCCGCCCCCUGUACCUCUACCGACGAGCGCCUUUUCCACUCCAACGUCUUCCCUUCCCACCACACUGAUAACGUCAUCCGUAAUCUCAUCAACUCCGCCCAGCUCAACCGCGCCGCUCUCGUCAUCAACCUCAGAAACCCCCACCUCGAGCCCUACCCCCUCGAGCAUGCCCCCCUCGUCCUCCAUGACAGGCACCCUCGAAACCAUGAUGACGAGCUCGUCGCCCACCAUGACACCCUCGGCCGUGCCCGCGCCGAACCCCGAGGCCUCCGCCAGCGGGCUCUCCACGUAUCAGAUCGUGGCGCUCGUCGUCGGCGUCAUCCUCGGGAUCCUCUUCCUGGUGCUGUUUGUCGUGCUGAUCCGCUGGCUGACGGAGCGGCGGCGGAGCGCGCAAGCCGUGAUGCGGCAGCGCCUAACGCCGCCCGACGGCACGGCAGGAGCAGUCGUAGUAGCUGGCGGCGGGGGCGGCCCGGCCACGGGCAGCAGCGGCAACGAAUCGCCGGGCAACAGCGCGCUGGUCGGAGAGGGCGAGGUACGCAUCGUGAUCCGCCCCGCGCCGUCGGCCCGCCGCCGCCAGACCAUGAGCUCCCAGCUGUGGCCCAUGCCGCCCGGCCGCGGGGCUGCCGACAACACGUACAGCCUGUUCGUCCAGGAGACCACCACGGGCGAGACGACGCCCCAGGACCCCGGGUCGUGGAGCAUCGCCAGCGAGCGUGGCAGCCUGGGCAACGGGAACGGCGGCGGCAGCGGCAGUGGCAGCGGUGCUGGCUCGGGCGACGGAGCGGGAUACAAUAAUAACAAUAAUGAUAAUAACUACAGCGGCGGUGGCGGCGCUGGGCGGGGCGGCGGCGACGCGGCUACCACCAGCAUCAUCAGCAUCGGCUGGGACACGAGCGCCGGCGGCCGCCGCAGCAGUGACGUCGGCUCGUAUCCGGGGCUCGGCACACUUCUGACGCCGCCGCCGGCCAGCCACGCCGGCGGGCCGGGGCUGCUCGGCGGCAGGGGCAGCAGCGAUGAUGAUGAGGGCGACGAUUACGGCGGCGGCAGCAGAGGAAUAGGUGGUGGAGGUGGAGGAGGACGAUACCCCGUGGGCGGCAGUUUCGGAGUCGGGCGCGCACGGUGAUUUGCAAUGAUUGGUGCAGGCGAAGAGAUUAACAUACAUACCUACCUAGAUAAAAAUAUCACUU
Lasiosphaeria miniovina is the source of this 2509-nucleotide messenger RNA. RefSeq lists its product as uncharacterized. The transcript is spliced from 2 exons. Lineage: Eukaryota; Fungi; Ascomycota; Sordariomycetes; Sordariales; Lasiosphaeriaceae. The record is from RefSeq and is a predicted model, not a curated record. Bases 172 to 2445 code for a protein of 757 amino acids.